Messenger RNA from Salvia hispanica, 3072 nucleotides. Its product is annotated as extra-large guanine nucleotide-binding protein 3-like. Gene Ontology annotation, molecular function: guanyl nucleotide binding; GTPase activity; G-protein beta/gamma-subunit complex binding. The record is from RefSeq and is a predicted model, not a curated record. NCBI's taxonomy places the organism in Eukaryota, Viridiplantae, Streptophyta, Magnoliopsida, Lamiales, Lamiaceae. Gene Ontology annotation, cellular component: heterotrimeric G-protein complex; cytoplasm. Gene Ontology annotation, biological process: adenylate cyclase-modulating G protein-coupled receptor signaling pathway.
UGCCGCAUUAAUUUAUGUUACUACUACUAUUCAGAAAAAGGUUGGAUUCUUUCAUAGAAAGAAUUUCUAGGCUUUAGUUUAGCCCUCUUAAUUUCUCACUGCUUUUAAGCCUAAAAAAGCAACCUUUAUUUGUUGAUCUUUGAUUCUUUCCCCUUAACUCCCCCUUCGAUUCGUUCACCCAAGCUUUGUCCUUUACUCAGAUGCACUCACAAAACUCCGAUAUUCUGUAUUUUGCUCUCUUCUUUUGUGCAUAAAGCCUACUGCUUUCUACAAAGAUUGUAUAGGUAGGCUGCUUGGAUAAUUGGAGUGAGAAAAGAUGGAUGAAAAUGGGGGUGAGGAUUGGAGGGAGAUGGUGAGGAAAAUGCUUCCUCCAGGGGCUCCCUUUCCCGAAGAAGAUAGCAUGGAUUAUUCGAUAGCGCUAGAGUAUAAGGGCCCUCCAGUUUCGUACGAGCUCCCAAGAGUACAACCCGUUGAAACCAAUGCAGAUGCAGUUUUGGUAGCUGAGCCUGAAUUGGAACCUAGAAGUUCAGUGAGCAGUGAGACGGCUCGUGCACUAGAACCAAUCCGUUUGCCUGUGUCUCGUAUUGCAACAGUUACCUGUCCUCCUAAUCAAAGUCCUAGAAUGUCGGGAAGUUCUGAGUCCGUGGUGUCAGUUCUGCAGAAUGCUGAUUCGUAUUCGCCUUCCCCUUCAGCUUCCCCCGCUUCAGCGUACAGUCAGCGUAGUAAUGCUCGUGGGGAGCCUGCUAAUGAAGGAAGGAGGGCCACAGUCGUCACCUUUAACACUUUUGAUAGGUCGGAUAGGAGGGUGGCAGAUGCGGAGAAACAAGUAUAUCCGGAAUAUGUUGGUGUGACCAAAGAAAAAAAGAAGAGAAAACAGACUAGAUUCUGUCUUAGGUGUGGAAAAGGGAAGUGGGAAACCAAGGAAUCCUGUCUUGUUUGUGGUGCAAAGUAUUGUAGUAACUGUGUCCUAAGAUCGAUGGGGUCGAUGCCAGAGGGGCGAAAGUGUGUUGCUUGCAUUGGCGAGCCCAUUGAUGAGUCCAACCGUGCUAAAUUAGGUAAACAUUCACGGGUUUUGUCACACUUACUGAGUCCUUUAGAAGUCAAGCAUAUAAUGAGAGCAGAAAGAGAAUGCUCAGCUAAUCAGCUUCGACCGGAGCAGUUGAUUGUGAACGGAUACCCUUUGAAACCUGAGGAGAUGUCUGAACUCCUUGGAUGCCCUCUUCCACCCAGGAAACUGAAGCCAGGCGUGUACUGGUACGACAAGGAGUCAGGUCUUUGGGGAAAGGAUGGGGAAAAGCCUGAUAAAAUCGUUAGUUCAAACUUAAACUUCACGGGGAAACUUAGUCCUCAUGCAAGUAAUGGGAACACUGAGGUAUACAUGAAUGGUCGAGAAAUCACCAAACUUGAGCUGAGAGUACUAAAGCUUGCCAACGUGCAAUGUCCUCGUGAUACUCAUUUCUGGGUUUAUGAUGAUGGUCGCUACGAGGAGGAAGGUCAGAAUAAUAUCAGAGGCAAUAUAUGGGAAAAGGCAUCAACUCGAUUCGUCUCUUCCUUGUUCUCUUUGCCUGUUCCCCAAGGUCAGCCUCAUGGACACCGGGAUGAGCCUAGCAGCUAUGCUACAGUAUCAAAUUAUCUUGAGCAGAAAAAGAUCCAGAAGCUUCUUCUACUCGGCCUUCCAGGCUCUGGGACAAGCACUAUGUUCAAGCAGGCCAAAUUUUUGUAUGGGAACAAGUUUACAUCUGAAGAACUACAGGAAAUCAAGCUUAUGAUCCAAAGCAAUAUGUACAAGUAUCUCAGCAUUCUGCUCGAUGGCCGAGAGCGGUUUGAGGAGGCUGUACUAGGAACCAACGGGUCGAGAUCAGAUGAACAGAUCUCUGAAUCAGAGGAAGGUGUUGACUCCAGCGAACACAGUCAAUGUGUAUAUUCGCUCAAUCCAAAGUUGAAGCAUUUUUCUGACUGGCUCCUCGAUAUCAUUGCCACUGGUGAUUUGGAGGCAUUCUUCCCUGCUGCAACACGGGAGUAUGCACCGCUUGUUGAAGAAAUUUGGAGAGAUCCUGCUGUACAAGAGACAUACAAGCGAAGGGAUGAACUUCCCUCUCUACCUGAUGUCACCGAGUACUUCCUAAGCAGGGCUGUCGAGAUUUCAAGCAACGAGUACGAACCUACUGAUCGUGAUAUACUUUAUGCUGAAGGGGUGACGCAAGGGAAUGGUUUGGCCUUUAUGGAGUUCUCCCUCGAUGAUCGUAGCCCUAUGUCAGAAACCUACACAGAUAAUUUGGAUGGCCCGUUGCCAUCUCCAACCAAGUACCAACUGAUCAGAGUGAACGCCAAGGGAAUGAACGAAGGAUGCAAGUGGGUGGAAAUGUUUGAGGACGUCCGAGCAGUGGUUUUCUGUGUUGCCCUCAGCGACUACGAUCAGGUGUGGGCUCCACCCGAGGGCAGCGGCAGCAGUGAGUUGCUCCAGAACAAGAUGAUCCAAAGCAGAGACCUUUUCGAGUCGAUGGUCAAACACCCUUGUUUCAGUGACACCCCAUUCGUGCUGAUUCUGAACAAGUACGAUCUCUUUGAGGAGAAGAUCAACCGCGUUCAUCUAGGGACGUGCGAGUGGUUCAAGGAUUUCAACCCCGUGGCCCCAAUCCGAACACAGCACAACAACCAGUCCCUAGCGCAGCACGCUUACUACUUUGUAGCCGUGAAGUUCAAGGAGCUGUACGCUUCCCUGACGGGACGGAAGCUGUUCGUGUGGCAAGCUCGGGCGAGGGACCGGGUUACAGUGGACGAGGCGUUCAAAUACACGAGGGAGGUGGUUAGGUGGGAUGAUGACAAGGAAGACAACUACUAUGGUGGUGGAGAAGACUCAUUUUACAGCACAACAGAUGUGAGCUCAUCCCCCUUCAUUCCACAUGACUGAAAUCCCAUUUUCCACAGCCACUGCUUGAUUGUGAUUUUUCUUCCUUUUAUCUUAUCUUUUGGAUUGUAAAUAGGUGAAUAUAUUUGAUGCUGAUUUUUGUUUAGAUUACAAUUAUAACUGUAACAUUUUUCUAUACAUGUUAUAUGGUGGGAUUUUAUUGA